CGUUACAAAUGCGCAGGCGCGUAACCCAUAAAACAAGAAUCAAAGAAAGGAAGCUUGCCGUCAUGUUAGAUCUUUUUACUAUAUUUUCCAAAGGAGGCAUCGUCCUUUGGUGCUUCCAGGAGAGCUAUCAGUCAUUUACUCUGCCCGUGAAUGAGUUGAUCAAAGGAGUUAUUCUACAGGAAAGAGGAGGAAGCAAUGCGUUCACACAUGACUCUCUCACUCUCAAAUACAAACUCGAUAAUGAGUUUGAACUGGUCUUCGUGGUUGCGUUUCAGAAGAUAUUACAAUUAUCCUACAUUGAUAAGCUUCUGAACGACAUUCAGCUUGAAUUCCGAGACAAAUACAAGGAUGAGUUGAAUCAGGGAAUUAUACGAAACUUUGAGUUUUCAGAUGAAUUUAAUCGGAUUCUCAAGGAUGCAGAGAAUAUAAGUAAAAUAGAGGCUAAAAUUCCAAAGAAAAUGCGCACUUUUGAAGAGUCCAAGAAAUCUCAGAAGACAGUUGCAUCUAUGAUAAUUGACAAAAAUGAAGAGAAGACGGGAAAAGGGAAAUCAAAGAAAGAACAGAAAGAAGUGGCACCAGCCCCUAUCACACCAUCUCCUGCACCAGUUGUCCAGGAAACUGCUGGGAAUGGCGGACUGUCUGCCGAGGAAGUCAUUCAAAGGAACAGGGAGAAGUUGAUGAGAAAGAUGGCAGGCAAACCAGUCAAGGCUGCCGCCACGAGCAAAGGGUCAGCAGCACAGCCCAGAGAGCGUAAAAAGGAGGCCAGGAAAUGGGCCAUGUCUGGUGACGGCAAGGAGGUGGAGACUCUGGAUUUCAGUGGUACCAAUGGUAGUGAUCACCAAGCCAACGGGAAAGAUGAUGAAGAGGAUCUUAUCAAAAUGAAACCAAUGAUUGGUUCCAUGAAAGGCAAUGUUAAGCCCUUGGAGUAUGAGAGUGAUAGUGAGGUGGAGCUAGCUGAUGAGAUGACAGAGCCACAACCAGGUCAACCCUCACAAAACACAAACCAGAGCGGGUCUAAUGUAGGUGGAAGUGUGUUCUCAUUCUUCAAGGGGCUGGCAGGACAAAGCACCCUGGCAAAAGAGCAGAUCUCACCUGUCCUGGAAAAGAUGAAGGAGCAUCUCACAUCUAAGAAUGUUGCUGCAGACAUCUCAGAGAAGCUGUGUGACUCAGUGGCCACUAAGUUGGAGGGGAAAGUCAUCGGGACAUUCAGUGGCAUAGCGUCAACAGUGAAGAGCAGCCUGGAAGAAUCCCUGAUCCAGAUCCUAUCACCCAAGAGGCGUGUGGACAUUCUACGAGAUGCCAUGGAGAACAAGCGCAAGGGCAAGCCUUAUGUUGUCACAUUCUGCGGCGUAAAUGGUGUUGGCAAGUCCACCAAUCUGGCCAAGGUGUGCUUUUGGCUGCUUGAGAAUAAUUUCCGUGUCAUGAUUGCAGCAUGUGAUACGUUCCGUGCUGGUGCUGUUGAACAGCUGCGUACACAUGUCAGGCACUUGAACGCACUCCACCCCCCAGCACACGCUAAUGGCCCUCCAUCUGUCCUUCUCUAUGAAAAGGGCUAUGGCAAAGAUGCAGCUUCUAUCGCAAUGGAUGCUAUUAACUUCGCUCGUGAACAGCGUGUGGAUGUUGUAUUGGUAGACACAGCAGGUAGAAUGCAGGACAAUGAGCCACUGAUGAGAGCCCUAUCAAAGUUGAUCAAACUGAAUGACCCCGACCUUGUCCUGUUUGUCGGAGAGGCCUUGGUUGGCAAUGAGGCUGUGGAUCAGCUUAAAAAGUUCAACCAGGCACUGGCGGACCACUCAAGCCAAGACCGGCCUCGCCUCAUAGAUGGCAUCCUCCUCACCAAGUUUGACACUAUUGAUGACCAGGUGGGCGCGGCUAUUUCCAUGACGUACACCACUGGCCAGCCUAUCGUUUUCGUGGGCACGGGUCAGACCUACAAGGACCUGAAGAGCCUGAAUGUGAAGGCUGUGGUGCACGCUCUGCUGAAGGCCUAGGCCGAGCUAACGACACAAGUACAAGAACAUAAGAAAUCAACUAACCGCAUGCUUAGGAAUGAUAAGGGGGGGGGGGGGGGUGAAUAGGUUUGCGGAUCGGCAGAUUCGGCCCCGAAAUGUUCACGGAUUACGGAUUUUGACGAUUAUUUCAGCGGAUUGGCGGAUUUUGGAAAUACGGCGGAUCACGGAUCACGGAUCUGUCGACAAUUUGGGCGCGGAUUUCGGAUUUUGACUGCUUUGACGGUCGAAUUUCGGAUUUUUAAUGAAUUUCAUUCGAUGUUAUUACUUAUCUGUCAAACCAUGCGGAUCUAAAAAUAUCUGCGGAUCCACGGAUUUGCCCCGAAAAUGUAUCGGAUCGGCGGAUUUACAUACCCUUAUUCACCCCCCCCCCCCCCCUCCCCCGAUAGGACUACGUAAUAUAGAAUAUAUUUAAAGCAGGAAAUAUUUAGUCCAGUCACCCUGGAGGGUCUUGAUGAUCGUGCAUACAUAAGAACGUACCCUCGCUCCAUGUAGGCACUGUUACUGUUGUUACUGUUACCUGAGCCUUGAGUUAGUGGUCAAACAUGCCGAUGAUGUGUAAUCUACCCAUUGCCAAAUGUCAAUGAUGAAAUGUGGGAAUACAUUAAUAAUAAUAAAUUAUACCAUGCAA
Nematostella vectensis (starlet sea anemone) is the source of this 2640-nucleotide messenger RNA. RefSeq names its product signal recognition particle receptor subunit alpha homolog. The record is from RefSeq and is a predicted model, not a curated record. The transcript has 13 exons. Gene Ontology annotation, cellular component: signal recognition particle receptor complex; endoplasmic reticulum membrane. Bases 9 to 1991 code for a protein of 660 amino acids. Gene Ontology annotation, biological process: SRP-dependent cotranslational protein targeting to membrane. NCBI's taxonomy places the organism in Eukaryota, Metazoa, Cnidaria, Anthozoa, Actiniaria, Edwardsiidae. Gene Ontology annotation, molecular function: GTP binding; ATP hydrolysis activity; signal recognition particle binding.